Molecule: messenger RNA, 428 nt
Organism: Drosophila innubila
Lineage: Eukaryota; Metazoa; Arthropoda; Insecta; Diptera; Drosophilidae
Exons: 2
Coding region: 35-322 (95 amino acids)
Source: RefSeq, a predicted model, not a curated record
AAAAGAAAUCUAUUGACUUAUAUUCUAAAACGCAAUGGCUUUGGAUGAUUUCUUUUAUAAACUGAAAAGUCGAACUCCUGGUUUAGUGGAAAAUAUCUGGCAGGUCUUAUUAAAUGCCAAUUCCACCUCUCCGGAUACUUCGAUAACUCUCUCUCAGAUACGUGAUCGUUACUAUGAACUAACUGAAGAGAGUUUUCCUCGCAUGGGAGAACCGCGUGUUGAAAUGCUUUUUAUACUCUCAAUUCCAUUUGUCGCUGCAUUUUCUAAUAGCGUUGGCACAUUGCGUUUUUACAUUUUAGAUUAUCCAGAGUCAUUGGUUUGAAUAGAAAUUCUGGAAAUAUACACUGCAAUUCGUGCAAUUUUUAUGGACUUUUAGUUUAAAUUUAGUUUUGAGUAUUAGUUUUACAUUUUUGUUAAAGUAAAAGAGU